UCGUUAGAGCCGUCCUACAGGUACAGGGCGUGGAGCAAUAAGGCGGAAAACCACAAAACAUGGCACUUUUAUUUAGAGUAAGCUGAAAAACAUGGACUCGUUAGAGGCUUGAAGAUGACCUAAAGCAAAAAAAUCUGUCGCUAUAACGUCAAAAUGGGUGUGUGCUGUCGGAGCCUGAAGGAUACCAAGGUCCUGAUGAAAAUGGGCUUGGGUCUGGUGCUGGUGGGUCACUUGAACUUCCUUUUGGGGUCGCUGGUGCACGGCUCCGUGCUGCGUGAUGUCAAAGUGAACAGUCGGACCUCCGUCCUCCAGUACGCCAUCUCCAACAUCAUCGCCAUGGUAGCUGGCCUCAUGGCAGUUAUCGGUGGGAUAUCAGCCAUCGCACUGUCGAAGAACAUGCAGAACCAGACGCUGAAAUGGCUCUUGUUGGUGGUCAGCAUCGUGAUCUGUAUGCUUGGCACAGCCGCCGCCGUCAGCGUCGUAGUCUCCAUCGUUAUGGCCAUCGACAACGACGGCUUCAGUCUGCUGACGCAGUGCAACCUGAACGGAACGCUCAACACGUACAGCAUCACCUACGAGUGUCCGUUCGACCCCACGCGCGUUUACGGGACGACACUGACCCUUUGGGGUUUGAUUAUCGUCAUGUCGUUGAUGGAGGUGGUGUUUUCUCUGCGCUGCUUCCUUGCCUGCACCAGCUUCCUGCGUCUCCCCUGCCCCUGGAGGAAGACCCCGAAAAAAUCCAGGGUGCGUAUACGGACGCCGAAAAGCUCCGUCCCGUCGUCUCCCGUCCCCGACGAGGAGGAUCCUGCUGAGCGUCACGAUCUCCUGCGCACAUCCUCACCCACUGAGGUAAACAGCUGGCUGUGAGAUCGAGCUCCAGUCACAUCUACAGGUUCAGAUCAUCUCCCAGUCCCAUGGGUUUAAAUCUCCUGCUAAAAAUGAGAAAAGAAGUUACAGCAUGAAAUAAAGUACUCGCUGGAUUUAAAGACUUACAAAAAAAAAAAAAAAGAAAUGACACUCUUUCUUUUUUUUUAUGUAAAUAAAUGUCUGUACCUGAGCCUUAUAUGUACAGCACUGAUGUGAAAUCUGCUCCAGCUGCCAAUACUGAAACCACAAAGAAAGCUGUUCUGAGAUCAGCUGUCUGUCUCUAAAAAGGUCAAAACAUCCAUUAUUUUUACCGUGGAACAUCGAGAGCAGAGUCGCAUCAGAAGCUGCUCCUCAGACCUUCUGCCAUUUCCGUAACCCUCAUCCUUUACAAGCCGAGUUUCACCUCACCGUGUUUCAGGUGAGCUCUCGUCUGAGGUUAUAGUAACUCCUUCGUUUCUCAUCCAUCACUUCCUCCUUUCUAGCACUAAGUGGCUGCUGACUGUGUUUGUUAGGGAUGUACCGAUACCACUUUUUCUCUUCCCAUCCGAUACCGAUCCCGUACCCGUGUUCUUUUCUACCUUUUUAAAACUAAAGAAUGUAAACAACUCGCUUAGUUAUUAAGAUUUAUUUGUUUCUGGUAAAGAAAUACAAAAAUGCCCUUAUUACUGGAUGAAAAAUGAAAACACAAGAAACCUUAAAAAAAGUAUUAAUGCAGCAGCAAACAGAACUUUUAUCAGUUAGUGGUAUAACAAUCUAAACCAUAUGUACUGCAGUUAUUACAUUAACGUAGGCAAUAUUUUAAAGAGAAUCUUAUAUUAGAAUUCUUGAAACACGUAAACCUGGCAACCAAAUGAGCGACAUGUUUAACGCGCUGAGGUAAAUUUAAAGGACGCCUGAUAAACUCGUCUGUCUGUCGCAGGCGGUUGUGUGACAUAUUACCUAUAAAAUUUAUUCUAUUUAUUUACAUUAAUGUAAUUUAAUGUUUUUUUCAAGCAACAGUUAGUUAAUUGGCAUUAAUCAACCACCACGGGCGUCGGAAGUAAAUAAAAAGUGGGCGUGUCCUGUCCCACACAUGUGACGGUGGGUAUCGGAUCAUGAUCAUGGGUAUCGGAUUUGGAUCGAUCACGCACCACAAAAUGCUUUGAUCGGCGUCGAUACCGAUCCAAAAUAUCGGAUCGGUGCAUCCCUGGUUUAUGUUGCCGUAUAUUUCACUAAGGUGUCUCUGUAUCACAUUUACAAUAAUCUUAUGUAUGUCGAGUAAAAAAAAAAAAAAAAAAAAA
This is a messenger RNA of Tachysurus fulvidraco (yellow catfish), 2147 nucleotides long. RefSeq names its product transmembrane protein 54a (gene tmem54a). The record is from RefSeq and is a predicted model, not a curated record. The coding region runs from base 154 to 867 and encodes 237 amino acids. The transcript has 6 exons. Lineage: Eukaryota; Metazoa; Chordata; Actinopteri; Siluriformes; Bagridae.